Messenger RNA from Symbiodinium sp. CCMP2592, 795 nucleotides. Lineage: Eukaryota; Dinophyceae; Suessiales; Symbiodiniaceae. The record is from the annotation of a GenBank genome assembly.
AUGGUCUACGGCAAGAUGAUUUCCGAAUUCAUGGUGCCGGAUGUCUACGCAAACGAUCCCAUCGAGGACUUAGCCUUCGCGCUUUGCCCUUGUAUGAGUCGCAACUCCUUGGUCUCUGUGCAGCUCUUCGGGGAGUCCGGCUGCCCAGACACCACAGCCUUCAUUGCAGGGCCGCUUGCGGAUGCCGAGAAGGCUCCUGGCGUCGCAGACAUCAUGCGAUUGGAUUGGACACCCUUCGGCAACGCCUACUUCCUCACGGCCGAGUGCGGAGGAGUGCCGGCACCGGCAGGAUGUGGCAGCUCUACUUCUUGCUUGUACAAUGCCACGGUCAGGGAGUGCUUCCUUGCCCAUUGUGGUCUUGGAGGGCAGCCCUUUGCGGACUGCUACUCACCGGGUCAUGUGCGCUGUCAGCAUGGCAGCGUCGAGUGCGUGGCCAACCAGCUCGAGGCCUGUGCGAAGAUGAAGGAUGCGGAAAGAUACUGGCCCAUCUCAAGGUGCAUAGAGACUGCCUUCUUCACUGGAAAGCUGCGCACGGGCACCUCCGGCCCUCAAGAGGUCCAUGAUGUCGCUGCGAGCUGCGGCCUAGCGGCUGAGACCUUCGACUUCUGUGCCUCGCAGGGCCACGAGGCCGUCGUUGCCAUGGCAAAGUCCACGCCUCCUCAUCCAGGUGUUCCGUACGUGUUGGUGAACGGCGUGGUUCUGUCAGAGACGAAAGACUUGCUCAAGACAAUCUGCGAGGCUUAUGAAGGAGAGAAGCCCGCUGGCUGUCUGAGCACAGAACCGGUGCAUGCGUAG